Aspergillus japonicus CBS 114.51 is the source of this 2640-nucleotide messenger RNA. Its product is annotated as putative CUE domain protein. Bases 286 to 2511 code for a protein of 741 amino acids. The record is from RefSeq and is a predicted model, not a curated record. Gene Ontology annotation, molecular function: zinc ion binding; dioxygenase activity. NCBI's taxonomy places the organism in Eukaryota, Fungi, Ascomycota, Eurotiomycetes, Eurotiales, Aspergillaceae. Gene Ontology annotation, cellular component: nucleus. Gene Ontology annotation, biological process: DNA alkylation repair; DNA repair. The transcript is spliced from 2 exons.
CUCAAAAUAACCGGGGAUUGGAGAUUCAUCUAGACACAAUCAAUGUCCCCCCUCAUCCCCUUGCAAGAAUGCCAACCAGCACUUCCCAUGCAUCGAGAACAUCAAGGAUGUCACAGUGACGCCAUCAGAGCCAGAAUUUAAACUUUGAUGUCGCCCAAACUGUGAUCAACAGUUCGGAAUUUGUCAAAUCUUCACUAUGGCGUUACCCGUUGUCUCUCCUCCCCUCCUCUGUCCCUGUUCCACUUACACUCCCUUAAUCACACAUUGACCUCAGAAGCCAUCACCAUGCCCUCAGCCUGGACCGAUGACACCACCAACGACCAACCCGCCAACGACGCAUCAUCCCCCACCCCAGCCGCCGACUUCCUCACCACAGAGAUCUACAACAUCGGCGCCCAGCCGGGCAUCCGCUCGCUGCCCCCGAGCCCGGAACGCGACUUCCUGGCCCUUACCUGGGGGCCGGUCGUCUACCGCACGGCCUACAGCGCCCGCGCGGACCGACUCCUGCCAGUGUUCCUGCGCGCCCUGUCCCACGAGGUCCAGGCGGCCAUCCCGCGCCGGCUCCCCGGCACGCCCAAGCAGCGGCACCUGCUCGAGACGAGCUACGCCUGCAAGGUCUUCAGCGACGAGACGCGGUUCGCGGGAGCGGGGGCAGAGAUCGGCGCCGUCCGCCGCGCGUUCCACGACUGGAAGCGCGCGGACCUGGCGCUGCCGCUGAUGGAGCUGCCGGCGCGGUUGCGGGUGUGUUUGGUGGUGGAUGAGGGGGUGCUGCGGGCUUUGGAGAGGAUGAUGACGACGACGACGACGACGACGACGACGACGCAGGAGAAGGACACAGACGAGGAGGCCCGGGAGAGCUCGGCGGAGGACGGCAUUGAGAAGGGAUCCGGGGAGAUGUCCUACGGCAGUUUUUGCUUUACAAGUCAAGUAUCCACCAUGGAUCGGUAUCUCUCCCGAAAACGGGCCCGGAGUCCACCGACGCCCACCUGCUCGGAUGAGGACUCGACCGACAUGAAGCUGGCGCGCCUGGCCUCUCUCUUCCCGGACAUGGCUCUCGAUGCAUUGAUGGAGAUUCUCCUUUCCAGUGGCGGCUGCGUAGGGACAGCAACCACCACCAUCCAGGCGCAAGCCUCUCUGUACCCUCCCAAGAAGCGAUCGACGGCCGGCGCCACCCCCGCCAUCCAGACCUCCCUGAACGCCCACAUGCGGAUAUCCCACCCGCAAGACCAGAAGCGCUCACUACUGACCCGCAAAGGCAAGACGCUGCAUCUAUACGCCCCGGAGGACAUCGCGGCGCACACGCCCUGCACCAUCAUCCACAACUUCCUGCCCGCGGCGCAGGCCAACGCGCUGCUGCUCGAGCUCCUCGACGAAUCGAAGCACUUCUCGCGCUAUCGCUUCCAGCUCUUCGACCGCACCGUCCAGAGCCCCCACUCCGCCAGCAUCUACGUCGCCACCCCGGAGCAACACCGCCAGCACACCGCCGAGUACACCUACGGUGGCACCUACCGGGCCACCGUCCGGCAGACCACCCCGCACCUGCGCGCCGUCUCCGGAACGGUCCAGCAGACCGUCAACGCCGAGAUCCAGCACCGCAUCCGCACCGUCUACCCGGGCGGCCGGAAGCUGAAGUACCAAUCCCCGAAAGAGUGGAUGCCCAACGCGGCGUUUGUGAAUUGCUACGAUGGGCCCACGGAGGCGGUCGGAUACCACUCGGAUGAACUGACCUAUCUCGGCCCGCGGGCCGUGAUCGGAAGCCUGAGUCUCGGCGUGGAGCGGGAGUUUCGCGUCCGAAAAAUCAUUCCCACCGACGACGAUGACGAUGCUGCUGCUGCUGCUGCUGCUGCUGCUGCUGAAGACCCGGAGGCGCCGGGAGAUACUUCCGAAGGACAGAUCUCGGCGCAUACAGCAGCGGAUAAGACGUCCACUCCGACCAAGGCCCCGAUUCCUUCGGAACUCAACAACAACAUCUCUCGCAAAUCACCGACGACAUCCUCACCAGCAGCAGCAGCAGCAGCAACAGCAGGAGCCCGGGCCAACGCUCAGGGGCAAAUCUCUAUCCACCUCCCGCACAACUCGCUGCUGGUCAUGCACGCGGAGAUGCAGGAGGAAUGGAAGCACGCCAUUGUGCCGGCGCAGACCAUCUCGCCGCAUCCGCUGGCGGGGAAUCGGCGCAUCAAUGUCACGUAUCGGUGGUACCGCGACUCGUUGCACCCGCGGUACACGCCCCGGUGCCGGUGUGGUGCCCCUACGAUUCUGCGGUGCGUGCAGCGCAGACGCGAGACCCGGGGCCGGUAUAUGUGGAUGUGCUAUGCGGGGUAUGCCCCGGGCAAGAAAGGGUGUAGCUUUUUCCAGUGGGCGGAUUUCAAUGAAGACGGGGAGCCACUCUGGGACAAGACGGCCGUGCCUGAUGAUGCGCCGUGGUUGGAGAAUUUCGUAGAAGGACAGGAUCAGCUUGAGGCUGGGGUUAGGGGACACGUAGGAAACGAGAAGGACAAUACCAGUAUCUGAGAAUACCUUAUUUAUCGGGAAAGGGUUGCAUUGGUGAUACUGCGUCAGCCGAUGGAUAUGCUUCCGGAAUCUCAUUCUGUAUGCAUAACAGCCUUAGUUACACUUGAUCAUCAAAAGAGACUCUUCAAU